Molecule: messenger RNA, 1022 nt
Organism: Frankliniella occidentalis (western flower thrips)
Lineage: Eukaryota; Metazoa; Arthropoda; Insecta; Thysanoptera; Thripidae
Product: sodium-dependent proline transporter-like
Exons: 4
Biological process (GO): sodium ion transmembrane transport
Cellular component (GO): membrane
Molecular function (GO): glycine transmembrane transporter activity
Source: RefSeq, a predicted model, not a curated record
GUGCCUUCCUCAUCCCGUACCUCAUCAUGAUGGCCCUGGCCGGCAAGCCCAUGUACUUCUUGGAGCUGGCCAUGGGGCAGUUCGGCGGCGUGGGCCCGCUGGCCAUGUGGAACUGCUGCCCCAUCGCCAAGGGGGUCGGCUGCGCCAUGGUGACGGUGUCCCUGGUGGUGUGCAUCUACUACAACGUCAUCAUGUCGUACACGGUGUACUACAUGGUGGCGUCCUUCGCCGCGGAGGUGCCGUGGGCCAAGUGCGACCCGGCCUGGGCGGACAUGGCCACGUGCUACACGCGGACGUCCGGGGCCGAGAGCGUCAACGGGACCAACACCACCGCCAUGCCGGCGUCCAACACGGGCAAGGAGACGGCCAGCCUGCAGUACUGGGAGCGCCACGUGCUGCACCUGUCGGACGGCAUCGAGCACAUGGGCCCGGUCAAGGGGGACCUGGCGGCCUGCCUGCUCUUCUCGUGGUGCAUCGUGGUGCUGUGCCUCGUCAAGGGCAUCAAGACCUCCGGCAAGGUCGUGUACUUUGCGGCGACGUUCCCCUACGUGAUCCUGUUCACGCUGCUGAUCACGGGGCUGUGCCAGGAGGGCGCCUGGUCCGGCGUGGCCUACUUCCUCUUGCCGGACUGGAAGAAGCUGCUGGACAUCCAGGUGUGGCAGGCGGCGGCCGGGCAGAUGUUCUUCUCGCUGAGCGUGUCCAUGGGCGGCCUCAUCAUGUACUCGAGCUACAACGACUUCCGGAACAACGUGUACCGGGACGCGCUGGUGGUGAGCGUCAUGGACACGCUCACCUCCAUCAUCUCGGGCACCGUCACGUUCAGCAUCCUGGGCGCCAUGGCGCACGACCUCAACGUGCCCAUCCAGGAGGUGGUCAAGGAGGGCCCCGGCCUGGCCUUCGUCGCGUACCCCGAGGCCCUGCUGCGCCUGCCUAUGCCCCAGCUCUGGGCCGUGCUCUUCUUCCUCAUGCUCUUCGUGCUGGGCCUGGACAGCGAGGUUCGUACAACAGAAAACAACAACUGA